Carlito syrichta (Philippine tarsier) is the source of this 968-nucleotide messenger RNA. It is a transcript of the gene B9D1, whose product is annotated as B9 domain containing 1. Gene Ontology annotation, cellular component: MKS complex. The record is from RefSeq and is a predicted model, not a curated record. Bases 168 to 782 code for a protein of 204 amino acids. Gene Ontology annotation, biological process: cilium assembly. The transcript has 7 exons. NCBI's taxonomy places the organism in Eukaryota, Metazoa, Chordata, Mammalia, Primates, Tarsiidae.
ACUGCGCCUGCGCCUCGCCGCACGCACGCGUACUGCGGCCUUCGCGAAGGCGCCGCCGCCGGGGCACGUGUCCCGCGCGCCACGCCGUCUGUUUCUAGGGCAACCCCGGUGCCUCUUAGCAACCGCGCCAGCGGCCUGGGUGGGUCUUCCGAACCCCGAGCCCUGCCAUGGCGGCCGCGAGCCCGACCGUGUUUCUGCUCAUGGUCAACGGGCAGGUGGAGAGCGCCCAGUUUCCAGAAUAUGAUGACCUCUACUGCAAGUACUGCUUUGUGUACGGCCAGGACUGGGCCCCCACGGCGGGUCUGGAGGAGGGGAUCUCGCAGAUCACAUCCAAGAGCCAAGACGUACGGCAGGCGCUGGUUUGGAACUUUCCCAUCGAUGUCACCUUUAAAAGCACCAACCCCUAUGGCUGGCCACAGAUCGUGCUUAGUGUGUAUGGACCAGACGUGUUUGGGAACGACGUGGUUCGAGGCUAUGGGGCAGUGCAUGUGCCCUUCUCACCCGGCCGGCACAAAAGGACCAUCCCCAUGUUUGUCCCAGAAUCCACAUCUAAACUACAGAAGUUUACAAGCUGGUUCACGGGACGGCGGCCCGAGUACACAGACCCCAAGGUGGUGGCUCAGGGUGAAGGCCGGGAAGUGACCCGUGUCCGUUCUCAGGGCUUUGUCACCCUCCUCUUCAACGUGGUGACCAAGGACAUGAGGAAACUGGGCUACGACACUGGGCCUGCAGACACACAGAGUGUCUCCGGGCCCAGCCCACCCCAGAGCAUCCCCCAGUGACGGCAUCAGCCCCUCUGCCCUCCCACUCUGACUCUAGCUGGCCAGCUGGGCAAGCAGCAGCUCUCAGAUAAUGAGUCUGUCUUUUGGAGUCAGCCGCUGACCCAUCCACCUGAAGUGUACCUGAUUGGGGGCAGGCGUAGAUGGACGAAACAGUUUUAUAUAAUAAAGUGUCAUACUUUCAGAGGG